Messenger RNA from Staurois parvus, 495 nucleotides. NCBI's taxonomy places the organism in Eukaryota, Metazoa, Chordata, Amphibia, Anura, Ranidae. The record is from the annotation of a GenBank genome assembly.
AUGCAAAGAAUGCAGAAUGAUGUGGAGAGGAGGAUGCAAUGGAUGCAGGGGGCUUACCAAAUCCCACCUCACCACCUUAACCUAGGACAGAGGGCAAUUCAGAAUGGACCUCCUGCCACCCCCAGAGAAAUGCUCCUCAGCAGACGAUUGAAUGGAAAUGGAAACUUUGAGCUCUCCCUAGAUGUGGACCAGGUUCCUCCAGAGGAACUGACUGUAAAGACAGAAGGAAGGAAACUGAUUGUGACAGGAAAACACGACAAGAAAAGGGAGGCAGAGGACGGCAGAAUUGUCCACGAACACAGAGAGUGGCACAGAGAAGCCGAGCUCCCGGAAGACGUGAACCCCAAGGAUGUGCUGUGCUCCAUGUCCAGGGAUGGACGACUCCACUUCCAGGCACCUCGCCUGGCACUGCCUGCUGCUGAACACCGAAUUGUCCCACUCCAUAGAGAAAUACACAUCCCCAUCCGGAUGGACUCAAAGUGGGCAAUACACUGA